UGACUGGAGGUGCAGGGGCUCAGCCGGCAGCUGAAGGCUUCAGCGCAGGUGUGUAGAAUGGGCUCGGGGUAAAGCUCUGGCGGUAUCAUUGCUGGACUCAGACCUGUCUGGAGGCUUUUCUGGGCUGGAAGUUGGGAUUUGUACAAAAUCCAGAAGUGAAAAUCCGCGGGGGUCCCGGGUCUGUCAGCCCGGCGGUUCUGACGUUGGCAAUAUAUGGAGCUGCUGAGAAACACCUUUGAAUACUGCCACGCCCAACACCAUCUCUCCGCAUGAAUCACACGCUUUGCCCGUUGCUCAGGAGCCGGGUCGUGGGCAGCGCACACCAUUAGAGGCCUCUGCGCGCGGAUCUCCUCCUGCAAAAGACUCUUGUGUCCUCGGAGCCCUGUUCUCCAGUCACAGUCCGUCCCGGCGGUAAAAUUCACAGUUUAUCCAGAUGGGGUAACGUGAUCGGUCCAAAGGGAUCAUCUGUUUUUGCCUCUAAACUGCCAGGAGUCGCCACAAAGAGAGGUGUUUUUUUUUUCUUCUACUCUACGGAAGGAAGAAAUCUUGGAACUUAAGAGUCAAGAAGAUUUGGAUACUGACCCUGAGCCUUGCGCGGACGGACGGUCUCAGAGCCGUUACCUUUCAGCCUCCCGACCCUUUUUACUGGUUUGGGAAUUAUAAUAUUUUUUUUUUUUUAGAUAUUUUGCACAAUAUUUGUGUUGAGUUUUUUUUGUACGUUUUUAUCUCCUCCUUUGUAUCUCUCACCAUGGCUCGGAUUAAUCGCCCGGCUCCAGUGGAAGUCUGCUAUAAAAACAUGCGCUUCCUGAUCACCCACAACCCCACAAACGCCACGCUGAACACCUUCAUCGAGGAUCUGAAGAAGUACGGGGCCACCACAGUGGUGAGAGUGUGCGAGGUGACCUACGACAAGACUCCUCUGGAGAAAGAUGGAAUCACUGUCAUGGAUUGGCCCUUUGAUGAUGGCGCACCUCCUCCCAACAAGAUUGUGGAUGAUUGGCUCAACUUGCUGAAAGCAAAAUUCUGUGAAGAUCCAGGAUGCUGCGUGGCGGUGCACUGCGUAGCUGGACUGGGCAGGGCUCCCGUCCUGGUCGCUCUGGCGCUCAUUGAGAGUGGGAUGAAGUAUGAAGAUGCCAUUCAGUUCAUCCGGCAAAAGCGCAGAGGCGCCAUUAACAGCAAGCAACUGACGUACCUGGAAAAAUACCGGCCAAAGCAGAGACUACGGUUCAAAGACCCCCAUAACCACAAAAACAAGUGCUGCAUCAUGUAAAUGCCCCGACGUACUGCCAAAGUACACACACAGGCACCCCACCGCCACCCUCCGUAACACGAGCUUCAUCUAUGAAGUCAGCAGCUUCCUCCAACCAGUUAUUUUCCAUCUCCAUGAACAUUAUGUGUACUAGAAGUUACAGCAAUAGCAUACACGGGGUUGAGGCCGGUAUAUCUGAGCCAGGUGAGGCUACACUAUAGGAGAUCGAAUAUUGCGUACCAGCAGAUGCACAGCCAUGCGCUGGGAGACAGAGUGAUUUUGCCUUCUGGUACAUUAUAUAUGUAUGUGUGCAUGUUUUUUUUUUUUUAUUAUUAUUAUUGCUGCCCCCUUGUGGUUAAAGGGUGCAUUCAUCAUUAUGCAUGACCCAUCGGCAGUGUGCAACACACCAUAAGAAGCAUACAUUUUGAAGCCUUACUUUUUACUGAUUCUGCUCUCACCAGACGAUCAUUGCGUAAGUUUAAUUUAGAAUUAUCUAAAGAAUUUGUAAGUGCCGCCAGCGACCACAGCGGGGAGGAAAAUUUUUGGGUUUGGCCUCUGCUCAAACCACAUCUGGUUUCAUGUGUCCCUUUCUAGAAGACUUGGGAUUUCCAGCAUCUAGUUUGUAAAAUACGAGCAGAUUUUAGUUGUGUUUUUUGUUUUGUUUUCAACUUUUUUUUUUUUUUUUUUCACAUCCUGUACAAAUCUUUUGCUAGCUGACUGAAUGUUUCUUGGUACACUGUUUUUAUAAUGGGUCACAAAAGCCUUGAAGUCACAAGCGGAAAGGGGGUGAGCAGCGUAUGGUCUGAUAAAUAUCUGUGAUGACCUCCAGAGGGUUAAAAAAAUAAAAAUAAUACAAAAACUUUAAAAAAAAAAAGAACUUUAUAAAAAUGUUGAGAUUGUGGCUCACAUGUACAAAUGUCAUGUCUGUUACAUUUUUUUUUUCUCGUCUUCUAUUGAACUACUUUUGGAAAACAGUUCCUUAACAACUGUAUGAAUUUGAAGGGUAACUUAAAGGAAGUAAUCUCUUUUCCUGCGAGAGUCUAAAAAUGAAAAAAAUAAUUUCUGACGGUGGUUCCAUAGCCGA
Bufo bufo (common toad) is the source of this 2333-nucleotide messenger RNA. It is a transcript of the gene PTP4A3, whose product is annotated as protein tyrosine phosphatase 4A3. Gene Ontology annotation, biological process: protein dephosphorylation; endothelial cell migration. Gene Ontology annotation, molecular function: protein tyrosine phosphatase activity; protein tyrosine/serine/threonine phosphatase activity. The record is from RefSeq and is a predicted model, not a curated record. The coding region runs from base 749 to 1270 and encodes 173 amino acids. Lineage: Eukaryota; Metazoa; Chordata; Amphibia; Anura; Bufonidae. The transcript is spliced from 6 exons. Gene Ontology annotation, cellular component: nucleus.